CGAGCUGGUUGUCUGCAAGGGUUGACUGCAACACAGAGCUAUGUCUGGACGCGGAAAGCAAGGCGGCAAGGCGAGGGCCAAGGCGAAGACCAGGUCGUCCAGGGCCGGGCUGCAGUUCCCGGUGGGGCGCGUGCAUCGCCUGCUGCGGAAGGGCAACUACGCCGAGAGGGUGGGCGCAGGGGCCCCUGUCUACCUGGCCGCCGUCCUGGAGUACCUGACGGCCGAGAUCCUGGAGCUGGCCGGGAACGCCGCCCGGGACAACAAGAAGACCCGCAUCAUCCCCAGGCAUCUGCAGCUGGCCAUCCGCAACGACGAGGAGCUCAACAAACUCCUUGGGAGGGUCACCAUCGCCCAGGGAGGGGUGCUGCCCAACAUCCAGGCCGUCCUCCUCCCCAAGAAGACCGAGAGCCACAAGGCCAAGGGGAAGUAGAGGCCCCAUAUACACACACACACACACAAGAACCCCAAAGGCUCUUUUAAGAGCCACUCACCACUUCAGAGAAAGAGCUGCUAUCAUUUCUGGGAAAGAAAAAAGUUCCCAGUUAACUCUAUGGCAAACAUGGCAAGUACUGUAUAAUUUUAUUUUGCAGCUUCCAUGACUUUAUGCAACUAGGUGUCAACAGAAGAAUUCAUAGGUUUUGGAUGUUGUUGGGUGCACUUGGAAUUCAAAGAUUCAUCCCUGUUACUCUAGAAUCGGUAUGACGAGAGCAGUGGCUCCCAAAGCUGUGCCCUUUGUAAGGGCUGUUGGGCUCCAGCAUGGUCGGUCAAUAGACUGGGAGCUGAGGUCCAAAACAGUUAAUAUUCCCUAGUUAAUAAUCCUAAUCCUAGUUAAUAAUUUCCUAAUAUUAGGAUAUUAUAUUCAUAAGGCUUUGAUAGUGAAAAGACAGGAGCAAGCGAGGAUGACAGAGAUGGUUACUUAAGUAACAACUUUGAAAGCCUUUUUGUUUCCAGUUUUCACAGAGGGAGGAUUUUCACUUCCUUCACUAGAAACAUUGUUCCUUUCCAAAGGAGCUAAAGAACAAAGAAGAAAGGGACGCAGCUGAUUGGCUCUUGCCAGCGCGGGAAUUUUGAAAACAAAGGCUCUCAGCCAAUCAGGAGCGAGCGCGGGGUUUUUUGAAAACAGAACCCCAGAUGAUCCUUCCUUCCUUAAGAAAUGGAGCAGCUUUGAGUGCAAAAGAUAUGCUUUUACUUAUGUUUUAAUGUUGGUGAUAUUAAAUUAUUAUUAUUAUUAUUUAACUUUUGUUAUCAAUAUUUUAGCUCUGUCUUUUUAAAUCAUCGUAAUCCACUUUGAAUUCCUAUUGCAGGAAUAAGGCCAGGAUAUAAAACCUUGAAAUGAAAUGAAAUAAAUUCUUUCUGGUUCCAGGAAAAUUAUUCAGGGGUAGCUGAGUUGGCCAUAUAGCAAGGCACAAUACACACCCACAUAUAUAUAUUUGGAACAACUAAAAUGCACAAAAUAUAUGUGACACAGCUGAAAAAAACAUUAAAUAUAUUUCUUCUAGAAGGCCAGUCAGUUUUAAAACAUGACUUUUAACUGGUAUAUUUAAAAUAAUGUACUCAGACGACUGUGCUUAAAUGGUUUUAUAAAAUUGCAUUGUAACUGUGAGUUUUCCUUUUUAAUGGAAUUUUGUAUUUUAAUAUGCUGUACCCAGAGUGAACAGACGUCCUCCUUUUCCAGGACAUGCCCUCCAUUUCAACCUUCUGUGCAGGAGGGAUUCCUUAAUGUCCUCCAUUUGGAGGAGGACAAAGAAGCAUGUAUUUAUAUAUGAGUGUUUCUAGCUUUUAUUUCGUCGUGUCCUGCAUUUUUAUUGUAUGCCCUUUCAUUUUAGGGUGCCUUGGCCUCCUUUGAGGCUUGCAGCUCUGGUCACUGUAUCCUGCCUUGAGGAGAGACAGGGAAGAAAUAAAAUGCGUUGUUGUUGUUUCAAUGUUCCAACAACAACAUCUUGACCUGUACUGGCCUGUGGCUAACUCACCAUAUUUUUUAUUUUCUGCCAACCUCCUGUAUGGUUUUUAACACCUUUGCCUGAUGAAGAAGCCAAUGGAGCUUUGAAAACUUCCGUGAUGAUGUAUUGUGUACACUUUGGUUGCGCCCCGUAAAGGUGUCACUGGAUUUGGGAUGUUAUUGUAUUUCCUGGCUUAGAUUAAUCAUAGAGUUGGAAGAGAUCCCAAGGGUCAUCCAGUCCAACCCCAUUCUGCCAUGCAGGAACUCUC
Molecule: messenger RNA, 2208 nt
Organism: Sceloporus undulatus (fence lizard)
Lineage: Eukaryota; Metazoa; Chordata; Lepidosauria; Squamata; Phrynosomatidae
Product: histone H2A type 1-E
Exons: 1
Coding region: 41-430 (129 amino acids)
Cellular component (GO): nucleosome
Molecular function (GO): structural constituent of chromatin; DNA binding; protein heterodimerization activity
Source: RefSeq, a predicted model, not a curated record